Saccostrea echinata is the source of this 699-nucleotide messenger RNA. Its product is annotated as E3 ubiquitin-protein ligase TRIM71-like. Bases 1 to 699 code for a protein of 232 amino acids. Lineage: Eukaryota; Metazoa; Mollusca; Bivalvia; Ostreida; Ostreidae. The transcript has a single exon. Gene Ontology annotation, molecular function: ubiquitin-protein transferase activity. Gene Ontology annotation, biological process: positive regulation of DNA-templated transcription. The record is from RefSeq and is a predicted model, not a curated record. Gene Ontology annotation, cellular component: chromatin; nucleoplasm.
AUGGCUGGUGUCCAGGGUCAGGAUGUCAUUCGUUGUGAGCUAUGUCCAAAUCCUGUGGAAAAUCACUGCAAUCUUUGUCAUGUGGAUCUCUGCCUCUCUUGCAUACCAAAUCACAUGGGUGACAAAUCAAGAAAACAUGAAAUCGUUGAAUACGCUUCAAGAAAAAAAGAAACUGUUUUCCUACCCACCUGCUCCUCACACGCAAAUAACCAUUGCGAAGCGUACUGCGAAGAUUGUGAAACACCCAUAUGUAUACUACGCUUGAUGGGUUUACACAAAAACCAUGCAUUCACCCAUAUUAAUGAGAGUCUUCAAAAGGAGAAACAGCAUAUCAUAUCCGACACAGAAGAACUGGAGAAUACAAUUCUUCCAAACUACAGAAACGUUAACCAAACUACAACGGCUGCAGACUUUGACAAAGUUCUGUCUACUAUAGAAGAACAAGAAGAAAAAAAUUGCAAUGCUGUGCAUAAAGCAGGCAUUCAACUUAAAGACAAUGUAGUGGAAGAGAAAAGAACGGCUUUAACUGAGAGCAAGGAAAACCAGUCUUUGUCAGAUAAAACUGAAAAAGAACUUGAUCAAGUUAUUCAGAAAAACAAAGAAGUUCUUCGAUGCAAUGACGCUUCAACUAUAAUGAACUACAGAUCAAGAAAUGGUGAGUUCCGAAAAGGUCCUGAAUUACCAAUAAUUCCUCGCUAA